Rotaria sordida is the source of this 504-nucleotide messenger RNA. The record is from the annotation of a GenBank genome assembly. Lineage: Eukaryota; Metazoa; Rotifera; Eurotatoria; Philodinida; Philodinidae.
AUGGCAGAUGCUGCAUGGUGUAGCAUUAAAGAUUUAUUAGAUUACUUGAUCAUUGAUCAACAAAAAAAAAGAAUUGACAUCAUAUCAGAUUCUCCGUCUUCACAAUAUCGUAAUAAACCAUCCAUUUAUAUGUUAAAUCAAUAUGCAACAAAGCAUGCAAUUACAAUGAGAUGGAUUUUUCUUGAAUGCGGACAUGGCAAAGGUGUGGCCGAUGCCAUUUCAGCUCAAAUGAAAAGAAAAAUGGACAAAUACGUUUCAUUCAAUCCAACUAAAUCAUAUGAAAAAACAUCAGAUUUUGUUCAUGAAAUUCAAAAUUCUACAUCAAUCAAAUUAUUUACUUAUGAUCAAUCUCAUGUUGAUGAAAUAAGAAAGCAAAUACUACAUACAUUACAAACAGUUAAAGGAACAGCUGAACUACACGAGAUAAUUGCUGAACCAACUGAUUUAGUCUUUGGUAAAAAAACAUCUGAUCAACCACAAGUGCAGUUGAGAUUAAGAUUUUAA